Messenger RNA from Funneliformis mosseae, 1485 nucleotides. NCBI's taxonomy places the organism in Eukaryota, Fungi, Glomeromycota, Glomeromycetes, Glomerales, Glomeraceae. The record is from the annotation of a GenBank genome assembly.
AUGGAAAAUACAAAGUGGUUAGAACAAGCUAUAAAAGAAGGACAUAUAAAUUUUCACGCAUAUGAAAAAUUUUCGGACGUUGUAGUAAUUGGGAGAGGUGCAUUUGGAGAAGUAUAUAAAGCAGCAUGGGAUAAUCGUGGGAUGAUCGUUGCAUUAAAAAGUCUUUUAAGUAACUUAGAAGAGAAUGUUAAUCCACAACUAUUAAACGAAUUAAUCAAAGAGCACUUGGGUGAAAUGUCAAGUGCGAUAUCAGAUGUAAAAGGAGAUAUAGCAUAUAUUGAACCGCAAUUAUUAGAAGAUCUUAAUGACAUUCAUCUUGAUGGGUCUAAACCUAAAGUGAUUAGCAGUAACAAUAUCAAGGGAACUGAGAAUAACAGUCGUUCAAAUAUUAGCAAGUCCAUCAAUCGAAGGAGUGUUUCAUCAUUUACGGAAAUUUCAUCGGAUUUAUCGAAUGCGAUUAAUGAUAUUGACGAGACUUAUCAUAGUUGUCAUUCAAAUGGUAUUACAGGAUCAUGUUCAGCGGAUUUGGGCUUAUCAUCGGAAAUGAUGAAUGCAGUUAAUCAGAUGGAUAAAGUUUAUUAUAAUAAUCGUUCUGACAAUGCUUCGGAAGUUACUUCAAUCAAAUCACUUAAAAUUAACAGUUCUGCAUCAUCGAAUUCUCAAAACGUUAGUAGUUCUUUAAAAAGUCCGAGGUUACCCAAAUCACGUCGUAGUUCACUUAAUUCACCACCAUCAUCUCCCACAUCAUUAACGCACGGUAGAAUUCAAAAUACAGAUAAAGCCUUCUUGGAAGAAUUGUUAAAAUUCUUUGAAGAAUUGUUAGAAUUAUCUCCGGACACAACUACAAUGAUCUCAAAGUUAAAAGGAUAUUUACAUAAUCGUAUGAGAGAACACAAAUCAACAUUUAAAUUAUUACUCAAAUAUCAUAAUGAUGUAAGGUUCGCUUGUUUAAUUGGAUAUUGCUUGGAAUGUGCUAUUGGCACCGCACAAGAUAAACACGAAGGUUUUAAAUAUUAUCAAAAAUCUGCUGAUUCAAAUAAUUCUAAUGGUCAAUAUUUUUUAGCUAGUGCCGAAGCUGGUAAUGUUACUUCCCAAAUGGAAUUGGGUAGAUGUUAUGAAGAAGGUAUUGGUACAAAGAAAAAUAUUCAACUAGCUUCUGAAUGCUAUGAAAAAUCUUAUAAAGGUGGUUUCACUCUUGCUAAAAAGAGAUGGGAUCAUAUAUUAAAAAUACAACGUCGUCUUCAGCUAUCCAAAAAUUCACCAAAUAUCACACAGGCAUUGCGUCAUCGAGGUGAUUUAGAAAAGUCGCGUGCAAAUACUAUGGAACUUCCCGAUCGUGUUCCGAAUCAAUCAUUUUCGACCUUGCGUAUGUUUAAGGUUGCAUGUUUUAUGGUAAAAGCGAAUAUUAUUGUUGUUUUAAAGAUUUUGAACUUCAACGGAAACAUUUCGACUAUAGACUAUGACAAAUACCACAAGUCGCAAUAA